AUGGCCAAUAUUCCCCGCACCACAGUUGGAUGGCUCUGCGCCGAUGCAGGCCAAAUGGUCAUGGAGGUUGCGGCGGCCGUGUUGGAUGGAGAAGGACAACGCGAGAAAGAUCUGCAGACGUCCCCCGCCCCCGUCUUACCCGCCUUUUCUUUUCUUUUUUUCAAAGGUGCAGACCGAGCCCUCUGCAGUCUCCAAAUACCCACCGUUGUCGUUGCUGAUGGCACUUGGACCACACUCGCCUCUCAAAACGUGGCUUCCUACGCAUUCGAACUGAUUCGUCUCAUGACCGACGCAUCAGCCAUGGAGAUCCCAUUGCUUUAUCACACCGAAAAUAUUGUCCCGCCCAGACCGGAUCCCCAGCUUCCCCCCUUUCCGCUCCAUCACUUCCCCACCUACGGCAACACGGUCCUGCUGGGCAUUCCGACGGAAAACGAACACAAAACAGCCCUCCUCCAUGAUUUCCUCGCGGAACGAGCGCCGGACGGCGUGAAGGUGCAUGUGGUGACGGUCCCGGUCGCGUCGGGCGUGGGCGAGCAGCCAUACAACGAAGCUGGCGUCGCUGGUGCUUACAAUCGCAUCAGUAACGCCCUAAACCAUCUACACGGCGCAGAAUUCGUGGAAACCUUCAAGGAAAAGCUUAUCGGAACGGUUAUCGUCGCGUCCAUCGAAAGCUACAUUCAGACCGAGGAUAUUGAACGCCCAGCUGACUUCGGCAUCGUGGUGGUCCACAAUGCCACGACCCAACAGACUAGAGCAUGCUGCUCAAAGGGCACCACGCUUCCGCCAGAAUACGUCCGUCGAGCCCAGCACUUUGGUUCUGACGGGGAUCCAAAUCAUGGCAAUGUGACGGUCGGCCAGAUACUGGCGGCGAGGGUGCCGGGACUAGACAAGGCUGAUUGGCAAGCUGUACUUGGCGGACGGUCACGAUACGAGCUGCUGGGUGAAGCGACCAGACGGCUGACGAUACCGUGGUAA
Molecule: messenger RNA, 975 nt
Organism: Venustampulla echinocandica
Lineage: Eukaryota; Fungi; Ascomycota; Leotiomycetes; Helotiales; Pleuroascaceae
Exons: 2
Coding region: 1-975 (324 amino acids)
Source: RefSeq, a predicted model, not a curated record